UUGACGUUGUUGUUGUAAGUGGUGGAGAAAUUACUUUGUCGGUGGUGGUCCGGUUUGGGAUUUUACGCUUAGUUCCACCUAUGGAGAUGCUAAAAAGUUAGGAAUUGUUGCUCUUGGAAACGUAUAUGGACAUUACAAGUUAAUACUUGCUGGAAAACUAAAUGGGACGAUGAAAACAAUAUCUGCUAGGCCGUUCAAGGUGUGGCUGGUAGAGUAGUGGACUGGACCCUCCACCCCCCACCCCUUCCCUUGCUGUCCUGCCAGGGAGAGCAGAGUCUGUGUUUCUUUUUAUUUAGUAUUUUCUGCCCGGACACAACCUACAAACGUGUGAAUUCAUGAUCACAUGACCGUGGAUAUGGACGCAGUCCUGUCCGACUUUGUCCGUUCCACUGGAGCCGAACCGGGAUUGGCCAGAGACCUGCUGGAGGGCAAGAACUGGGAUUUUACUGCUGCCCUCAGUGACUUUGAGCAGCUGCGACAGGUGCAUGCUGGGAACCUAGCGUAUUCGUUUGCAGAGGAGAGGACUUAUCUGCCUCCCGAAAAGGAGAUGGCACGGAUAGGAAGGCCUAUACUCCACCGCCAAGAUGAGGUGGUGCAAGCAGCUACAGAAAAGCGUCUGUCGAGGGGCAUUUCCCACGCCAGUUCAACCAUCGUGUCUCUGGCACGCUCUCACGUCUCAAGCACUGGAGGUAGCAGUAGUGAGCCCCUUCUGGACACACCCCUGUGCACUUUUCAACUACCAGACCUCACGGUGUACCGGGAUGACUUCCGUGGCUUCAUCGAGAGGGACCUUAUUGAGCAGUCAAUGAUGGUGGCCUUGGAGCAUGCUGGGCGACUGAACUGGUGGACAAAAGUGGUUUCAAACUGUCAGAGUCUGCUGCCUCUGGCAACAAGCGGAGACGGAAAUUGCCUGUUACACGCAGCUUCGCUUGGUAUGUGGGGUUUUCAUGACCGGGACCUGAUGCUACGGAAGUCCCUGUAUGCGCUAAUGGAUCACGGGUUGGAGAGAGAUGCACUGAAGCGCAGGUGGAGGUGGCAGCAGACCCAGCAGAACAAAGAGUCUGGUCUGGUGUACACUGAGGAGGAGUGGCAGAAAGAGUGGAAUGAACUGUUGAAGCUAGCCUCCAGUGAGCCGAGAAUACACUACAGCACCAACGGCACCAAUGGGGCCGAGUCCUCAGAUGAACCAGUGUAUGAGAGUUUAGAGGAGUUUCACGUCUUUGUCUUGGCCCAUGUCCUCAGAAGGCCCAUAGUGGUGGUGGCCGACACCAUGCUGAGGGACUCUGGAGGAGAGGCCUUUGCUCCCAUCCCGUUUGGAGGCAUCUACCUGCCCUUGGAAGUGCCAGCUGCCAAGUGCCAUCGCUCGCCCCUGGUGCUGGCAUACGAUCAGGCGCACUUUUCUGCCCUGGUCUCCAUGGAGCAGAAGGACAGCUCUAAAGAGCAAGCAGUUGUGAUCCCUCUCACUGACUCAGAGCACAAAAUGCUGCCUCUGCACUUUGCUGUGGACCCUGGGAAAGAAUGGGAGUGGGGCAAGGAUGACACAGACAACGUGAUGCUGGCAAGUGUGGCUCUCUCUUUGGAGGCAAAGCUCCAGAUGUUACACACUUACAUGACGGUCACCUGGCUGCCCCUGCCCUGUGAGCAAGCCCCUCUGGCCCAGCCCGAGUCUCCAACAGCAUCGGCAGGAGAGGAUGCCCGCACGCCUCCUGACUCAGGAGAGUCAGACAAGGAGUCAGUCAGCAGCAGCUCCAAUGGCAAUGGAGACACAACCACAGGAUCAGCGGUCAAUGGAGGCGGGUCCUUGGCCAAGAACAGCUCCUCCUCCUCCUCUAGUUCCUCUAGCAGUGGAUCAGCAGGGGUGGGAACAGGAACAAUGGGGAAGGACAAAACCAAGAAGGAAAAGGACAAGGAUAAAGACAAGAAGAGGGCAGACUCUGUGGCCAAUAAGCUUGGCAGUUUUGGCAAGAGCCUGGGCAGCAAGCUGAAGAAAAACGUGGGCGGACUGAUGACAGGAAAGAACGCUGGAGCUGGAGGUGUCAAGCAGGAGGGUGGGGAGAAGAAGAAGGGCUCAUUUAGGGGGAGGAAGGGCAGCAAGGAUGGCUCACCUUCAGCCCACGCCUCAGAGGAUUCUGGGAAAGGCUCCCCCUCCUCAGGUAGCGAGCGUCUCAACGGAACGGGGAGCAGUAUGAGCAGCAGCGGUGGGAGCAGUACUGAGUGUGAUACCUACAAGUACAGCGCUGAUGUCAAGGUCAGCCUGGGCAUCCUGCGAGCUGCCAUGCAAGGUGAGAGGAAAUUCAUCUUUGCCAGCCUUCUCACUACGAGCAACCGGCAGCCCUUCCAGGAGGAGAUGAUCCAGCGCUACCUUAGCGAUGCAGAGGAUCGGUUUCGGGCUGAGCAAGAACAACAGCGUCGUGAUGCAGAGAGGAAGGGUGUCACCAAUGGUGUCCAGCCACAUAAGAGGGAGACAGUCGGUGGUACAGAUCUGACCUACCGGUCUUAUGAGGCCAAAGAGGAGCUGUCAGAGAACACGUCACCUUCUUUCAACCAACUCAAGUCCUCUCCUUUGAGCCCCUCUAUGUACUCUGGUGUUGUGCCCAUCCCCCGGGCCUCCUUCAUAGACCAGCCUCCUGCUGCAGCACCCCUCACCCAGCACCUUCAUAUGCACAGCUACAUGGAUACUCGGCGCCAGCUAGCUGGCGGCUCUCCGGCAACCUCCUACCCCGGCCUCCCCUCUUACGCCACCCUUCCCCGGCACUGCCCCACAACACAGGGUCCCUCCCAUCCCCAGUACAAUAACUCACAAGGCCCCACCUCCCUGAGUCCCUCUCGCCUUGCACCCUCAUAUCCCCCUGAGUUCGACCCACCAGACUACCCUGGGUCUGAACCCACUGGUGGGAGUUACACCAACGGUUUCCGGGACAUGCGCUCCAACCUAGACUCUCGUAGUGGGCAACUUCCAGUCAGACACUACUCACUGGGCAGCGCUGGUGGUUUGGCCAGCCUGCAGUCGAGCCGCUGUCGGACACCCAGCUGCACCUACUACGGACACCCCGAGACGGGCAACUACUGCUCUUACUGCUACCGGGAAGAGCUGAAAAAGAGGGAGACAGAACCAGCCAUCCACAGGUUCUGAAUGGACCUAGCUAUGGCUUCAAUUUGACGAGUGGCCUUUUUCAGUAAAUAGAAUAAUGGCUAGGGCAGAUCAGCCUCUAAAUGGACAAUAGAAAGGCACAACCAGCUCCUUCCGUUUUAUAGCUGUGUCACUUCUUGUUUGAUUAGACAACCUCAGAAAGUGGCAGUCGACACGACUACAGAAUACACAGGGUGGUUUCUGACUGCUGGGGUCACAUGUUAGACCAUAGAAUUAACUGACUGCACUUCUGUUAAAUUUUGCUGUGGCUCUUAUGCAGGCGUUAUGUAUGAGUGUGUUUGUGUGUGUGAGCUGCGGGCUCUCCUUUAUCAGAGUUUAGCGCCUUGCUACUGUCUCCUCCUAGUGGAGAGAAUGUAUAUGGCAGGCGCCAUACAUAACACUCAUCAACACAUAUACAGUAUAUGCACAAAAAUACACUAAGUCAGACUCACACUACUUCAUACACAGGGAUGCAAGCAUAAACAAAGAAGGCAUGGGUAUCGCUACUCCAAUUGUGGUCUGUGAUAAAGUUUGGAUUGGUCAAUUAAGGGAUGUUUGAGCAUUUUGAAGUCACAUCUGGAAAGGGUGAUUUCAGUGUUAUAAGGAUUUUACACUACUGUCAUUAGAUGCUUGCGUCAUUUGUACCUCGGGAAACAGCAGAUUGAAUCCUUGUUGAAUUGCUUUUUCGUCUGUCACCAUUUGCAUAAUGCAAAUUGAAACUACCGUGCAAUGCUAAUGAUUAAGCGUUCUGUGGGCUGCUGUGGUGCUAAUGUUUGAGAAUGCAAACACAUAAAUGUUCAUGCAUUUAAAACAACUUCUCUGCACUGUUAGUAUUAUCUUCUUGGCAAAACAAAUAUAACUUAAAAUUUCACUUUUUUGUCCAAUUCAUAUAACUAUAAAUUGGAUUAUGAAGAUGACAAACUUUUGAAGGUUAAAUGCAUUUGGUCACAUUAUUGACCAGACCUUGUAGAACAAAAACAACACUAUGUUAAGAUGGUGUUUCUAGAGCCUGAUCCAGAGUGUUUCAUAUAUUUGGUUGUUUCUCUGUCUUAGUUGGGUCUUCCUCUUUCUGUAACAAUGGUUGGCAUUGAGGUAUUUAAUUAUUGUGACCAACCUAGGCAUGCAAUACUUCAUACUACAAAGUCAAAAUGUCACAUCCAGCACAACAGAUUUUGGAGACACCCGUCAUGUGCAUAACAUGUUGUGUAUGUUAUUGAAAUGUUACUAAACACAUUUGUGGAUUUCAGACAAGUAAAUGAGCUGAUUUGCUAUUAAACAUAUGACAUAAACUCACCCUAAAGCAUUGAGGAUUUCUGCAGUUGUAACCGUUGUCUCCAGAGUCUGUUUGCCUGAUACAAUGUGACGCAUGCACUUUUGCUGGAUGUUGAUACCUAAUAACACUGACAUUGUAUUGACAAAUUCUUGUAACAAGUGAACAUGCUCAUAUGGUUAAGAAAUGUGAAAAAUGUUUAAUACAAUCUCAUGAUCACACAAAAGGUUAACUUCAAAGUCAUACGUUCAUGGAGUCCUUACAAAUAGGACAUCCUAAUAGUUAUUGGUUUGGUCGCCCACUACUGAAGGCGGUUUCUUAAUUUCUGGCAUUCGUCCCGCCAAAUCCAGUUGCGUUACCUCUUUUUGCACAAAUUCAAGCACUUUCCUGAUGUCCGUAGAUACAAAACUUUUUACUGUUUUUGAAGUGGCCUGACUGUUGUCCUUUGUUCAUCUCUGCAGAAACUGCCACCUCUGUUCAUGGGAAGUCAGGGGCACAGGUCAGAAGGGUUUCUCUAAAGGAUUCAGUUACUGUAGAGCUACAGCAUUUUGGUGCCAGUGUCACCGUCUAACUCAGUUUCCUAGUUGCCUUUUUCAGCAUUUUGUUCUCGUGGCAUCACAGUCCAGUUUGUAUGUUGUGCAAGAUGAACAUCCAAGUAUCCACUGCUUGCUUCAUGGCCUGCAGUUUCUACUACUACUGCCCCAAAAUUUCACAAAGUAUUAUGUUUCAGUUGUAUGGAAGCGAUUGGAAUAUUGCCAUUAUUCUUCUUAGUUAGGCAUAUCAACUAGUUGAUACAGCUUGAUGUACUUUUUGAGUUUUCAUUAUUAUAAUUUCAAACCCAAGGCUGUUUAAUUUGUACUAAUGUCAAAAUGACUACUUAAAUUUGUUAUUAUUUCCACUGUGAUAAGUCAUGGUGAGCAAUUUCCUUUAAGGCAGUGUGACUCUAGUUGCCCUACUGUUGUUAGUCAAAUCUGUUCUUUGGCAUUAAGUCUAGAAAAGCACAAUUUAGUAUGCAAUUCACUGCCUUGCCCUGUUGAGGGCACUCUUGUUUUGUUUUUAACUCAGUGUUUGGAGCUUACCCCCCUGACCCACACUCAAACUACAAACAAAAAUUACCAAAAUAUUGGGGAAUACUUUUCAUUAAUGCUAAUUUAACACUAUGUAACACUAUAUUACAAUAUUGUCUAUAUUGCAAAAGCUGGUCAAGGAAGAAGGGAGUCUUUUUGCUGUGGAUUUAAUGUAACACUAGAGUUUUAAUGACAAUAAAACACUUAAAUCCAGCUAUUUCCCAAAAAAACAUUUGCAUUUGCUGUGUUUAUGUGUGUUGACGUGUGUCCAUGCACUGGCAUUUUAAUUCAGACAAGACCCUUGAAGUGUUCCCUUACUUUGGGAAGGUGGUGUUUGUUUUUAAAAAUGUGUAUGUGUGCAUACUCUCUCCCGCCCUCCAAAGUAAUAAUUUGCUUACAAAACCACUUUAUUGUUAUUUUUGCAAUGAAACGGAAGCCCUCAGAAACAUGUACAACAUCAGAUGUUACAGGCUACAAACACUUUUUUGUAUUUAAGAAAAAAACAGUCAGAGGUUGUAUAAAUAUGUUUCGAGUUAUUUUUGUAAGCCCAAAGUUUUACAGUGUUUUUAAAAGGGUAAGAAUGUAUAUUGUUGGAUAUUAAAACCGGUAAUGAUGAUAAGCUUGUAAGAGCCUGGAUUUGGGGUAGAAUUUAUGUUUACCAAAAAGUGACAUUUUGGCAGUUGAAGGUCACUCUCAGACGGGCCUCUUGACACUCGAGGGUCUCUCAUUGCAAACUUAUUUCCUCAAUGCUGACCUAACAAAUACCAUUUGAGAAUAUAUAUUUAUAGUGAGAUUUUUUAAUAGGUUUCCUUGUGGAAUGUUUAGUUGCGACAUUUUAGGAUGUUCUUUCUCACAUGGCUAAUUGUCUUGCAGUCUGGCUUUUUAUUUGUUUGUUGCUUUUUUGAUUUGUACAUUUUGUUUACUUUUUUCUACAACCACCAAUCCGUGCUAUGCUAAAACAUGACAGUAAUGUUCUUGUUGACCCAGCUUAUUUCCUCCAAACAAGAAGAGAAAUGGCUCAGAAUUAGUUUCGCGACACAGCUGACCCUAUAUAUUUUUAUAUAUUGUACAACACUGUAACUUCUGUGUGAACAGAAUAUUCAUCAUCAGUGACAUUAACAUGGAAUACUUCGAGUUGCAUGGGACUGGAACUGUUGCAUGUAAAUGGCAAUCCAUUUUACCAAAUUUGUGCAUUAUUUUAACUUGAUUUCAGUUGUCCUGGUAUUUUGAUUUGUUUUUAUUUCUUUUAUUGUUUUAAUGUUUUUUUGAGAGGAGAGUCCUAAGGCUGUGUGACAGUGCAAUCUGGAUAGAAAGAACAUCAGAUUUUAUGUUAGGUUGUUAUUAUUAUUAUUAUAAUUAUUAAUUUUUUUGCACCGUUUGAAUAAAUUCUCAUUGUAUUUCAAGAA
Molecule: messenger RNA, 6873 nt
Organism: Micropterus salmoides (largemouth bass)
Lineage: Eukaryota; Metazoa; Chordata; Actinopteri; Centrarchiformes; Centrarchidae
Gene: otud7b
Product: OTU deubiquitinase 7B
Exons: 12
Coding region: 344-3133 (929 amino acids)
Biological process (GO): protein deubiquitination involved in ubiquitin-dependent protein catabolic process; protein K63-linked deubiquitination; protein K11-linked deubiquitination
Cellular component (GO): cytoplasm; nucleus
Molecular function (GO): cysteine-type deubiquitinase activity; zinc ion binding; K63-linked polyubiquitin modification-dependent protein binding
Source: RefSeq, a predicted model, not a curated record